Molecule: messenger RNA, 4471 nt
Organism: Branchiostoma floridae (Florida lancelet)
Lineage: Eukaryota; Metazoa; Chordata; Leptocardii; Amphioxiformes; Branchiostomatidae
Exons: 22
Coding region: 71-4471 (1466 amino acids)
Cellular component (GO): extracellular matrix
Molecular function (GO): protein binding; calcium ion binding
Source: RefSeq, a predicted model, not a curated record
ACCUAUAAAGCCUUGGGAAACCUUUUUGAGUCAAUCCACACAUCGGCGGGGCUUGGAAUCAGAAGCAGGAAUGAUGUUGAAGGUUCUGUGUAUUUCCGUCCUGCUGGUCGGAGUGGCCCAGAGCUCUCAUUUCCGGGGUGCUACCAUAUCAUGGAAAGCUGAACAAAACGUCGUCGACUUUACUUAUCGGAUUGGCUGGAGAAGGUCUUCGCAAUCAAGGUGUGACCAGAACUCCAUUGACAAUAGGGACCUGAUUUCUGGAGAAGGAACAUGGAGAUCAUCGGCUGGGAACAACCCGGCCUCGUACUACUGUACGGACUACAGUGUACAGGAGGACUGGCAACAGGGGGAAGGGUCAUUCAGUCUGACAUUUCCCGACGCUGGACCACAUGUUGUCAGACACUCCAGCUGUUGUUGGAUCACGGUGAGACGUCCGGACGGUUCCACUCACUCUCCUGACUGGAAUGUGGAGACCCAUGUAGAACUUGGGACCAGGUCAGACACCGGUAGGCCCAACUCAUCUCCCAUCACAGCAAGCUCACCCAUAUACAGGAUUCAAAACAACUGUGACACUACGAUCCGCAUCCCGUAUGAAGACCCUGACGGAGACCAGGUGAAGUGCAGGUACGCAUCUGUGUACGGGGAGUGUGGCGAAGCAUGCGAUCCACUGCCUUAUUCAACACUAGAUGAGGACAACUGCACCAUCACUUACGACACGUCACGAGGAAUCCUGCAGCCGGGAUGGUACGCGGUUUCACUCGUCCUUGAGGAUUACCCUACCAGCGGGGCCCAGCACCGUGUCAAGCGACAGUCCUGGUGGACAACACAACAACCAUGGUGGGGAUGGCCAACAGCAACGGAGACAACCACUGAAAGUACUACCUGGUACCCGUGGUGGAGAACCACUCGAGGAUGGAGGUGGUGGACCACGGAACCCAGCACAUCAGCGCCGGCUACGACUCCAGCGCCAACUACUGAAAGUACUACCUGGUACCCGUGGUGGAGAACCACUCGAGGAUGGAGGUGGUGGACCACGGAACCCAGCACAUCAGCGCCGGCUACGACUCCAGCGCCAACUACUGAAAGUACUACCUGGUACCCGUGGUGGAGAACCACUCGAGGAUGGAGGUGGUGGACCACGGAACCCAGCACAACAACUGCGACUUCAACUACGACUCCAGCGGCAACCACUGAAACUACUACCUGGUACCCGUGGUGGUGGACCACUCGAGGGUGGGGGUGGUGGACCACGGAACCAACUACAACAGCUCCGGCUACGACUCCAGAGCCAACCACUGAAGGUUCUACCUGGUACCCGUGGUGGAGAACAACUCGAGGAUGGGGAUGGUGGACCACGGAACCCAGUACAACAACUCCGGCUACAACUCCGGCAGCGCCAACCACUGAAAGUACAACCUGGCCCUGGUAUACCGUGUGGGGGACCACUCAACUAUGGGGAUGGUGGACCACUGAACAGAGUACAACAACUCCGGUAACGACUCCAGCGCCAACCACUGAAAGUACAACCUGGUACCCGUGGUGGAGGACCACUCGAGGAUGGGGAUGGUGGACCACUGGCUGGGGUACAGAUGCACCGACAUGGGCUACCCAGCCUGAAUUUCCAGUUUCCCACGGGACUCCCAUGAGCCGUAUUCCACUGCAGUUUCUGGUUUAUGUUUACACAGCCAACACCCAGUGCCAGGAGCAGCCCGAGUUGGUAGGGUCGUCACCACAGGACAACGAGUGUAUCGCCAUAGCAGACGGACAGACAUACAUCACUUCUAUUGAAGCAGAAAGUCGUACAUCCGGUGCUGCGAUCACUGAAAUCUUGACCGUGUCUCCACCGGGGUUGACCAAAUCACAAGUUCAGAUUGACCCAAACAAUCCUCAGCGGUCCCACGUCAACAUAACUUGGACACCUGCCCAGUCCCAGAGAGGACAACACAUCUUCUGCUUCCACGCAGAAGAUACAAACGGGUUGACUUCCGAGCAACGUUGUGUUACCCUUCUGGUUGGAGACACGUCUCCUGACGCGGUUCCUCAAACAUUGGCGCCUGUUGGAUUCAUUGAUGCCACGAACAGGACAGAAUGGACGAUUGAGUUCGAUACCGAGAUCCAACGACCUUCAUCUUCAAGGUAUAUCCGAUUCUACAACAGUAGCCAUGAUCAAAUCCACGUCAUCAACACUAGAACCUCCUCAGAUGUGUCAGUCAACAACCGAACCCUGACGUUCUGGACACCUCCGUACACAUUCGACACCGGUGACUUCUUCAUCCUCAUGGACCAGGGAGCUGUAGUGGGUCUGCACGGCUGUGCUAGAGAGGGGCCUGCGUUUCCGGGCAUCAGCGACAGAAGUGUGUGGACCUUCUCACACACUCUUACCUGUAACAGAGCCAUGGACCUAUUCUUCGUGCUGGACGGGUCCGGGAGUGUGAGCAGUGCAGAGUUCAGCCAGAUGAAGACGUUUGCUGCUAACGUGGUCAACACAUUUGACAUCAGUCCGACCACUACCAGGAUUGGCGCAGUGCAGUAUAGUGGUUCCCAAACUAUGCACUUCAACCUUGGAAAUCACGCAGACAAAUGGUCUACUAUCAACGCGAUCAACAACAUCGGGAAACGGGGAGGAGGUACACAGACUGGAGCAGCUAUACAAUUCACUCGGACGAAUGCUGCAUGGAGGGCUUCACCUGUUCCGAAAGUGAUGAUUGUGGUGACUGAUGGUCAGUCCGGAGACAAUGUCCAGACCCCGGCUCAGGCCCUCACGGCGGACGGUGUAUCCGUCUAUGCCAUCGGUGUGGGUAACUACGACAGGACUGAGCUGGAACAGAUUGCCAACGAUCCCGGAAACCCUGGCAAAGUGAUCGGGCUGAACGACUUCAACGCCCUGACACAGCAGAUUGACCAGAUUGCCGCUGUAGUCUGCCACGAUGAGUGCUUGUCUCAGCCCUGUCAAAAUGGAGGCCAUUGUAUCGACGGAGAUAAUCGCUACAGUUGUCAGUGUGCGCCUGGCUACACCGGGGUUAACUGUGAGACACUGGACGGGGCUACUUGCGAGGCCUGGGGAGACCCCCACUACACAACAUUUGACGGGCGGGUGCAUCACUUUCAAGGAUCGUGUGACUACGUGCUGGCUGAACACUGCGGUAACACCACAGACUUCAGGGUAGAGGUUACCAACGAGCCGUGCGGCAGCAGCUCCCGUGUGUCCUGUACCAGGACCGUGUACAUGGACGUGAAGGGGUACAGGAUUUCCAUCCUUCAGGGCAAGGAAGUUUUGGUCGAUGGAGUUCGCUACACACCACCGUUCAACCUAAAUGACACUGUCUGGGGAAGCUACAGCGGUAUGUUCGUACUACUGAAGACUGACACGUCCGUCAAAGUUUUCUACGACGGCUCCCAUUACGCAAAAGUGUUCGUGCCCGGGACCUACAGGAACCAAAUGUGCGGAUUGUGCGGGGAUUUUGACGGUUACCAGGGUAACGACUUCAUGACGUCAUACGGCUGGGUCACAGGGGAUCUAAACACAUUCGGGGAGAGCUGGGCCACGAGCUGGUCAAGCUGCACGGGUGGUGGAACCGACGACGGCCUGUCCACAUCAGCGCCUCCUGGUGUCUGCGAUAAUGUACUGCAGCAGACAGUGGCGGGUCCGGCCAUGUGCGGCAUCCUGACCGAACCUAACGGUACCUUCAGCGUCUGCGAGAACGUAAUUGACCUCGGCGUGUUCUACGAUUCCUGUGUGUUCGACGUCUGCGCUAACAGUGGAGACGCAGCACAGCUGUGCCAGAACCUGGAGUCUGCGGCCCAUGCCUGCACGUGGGCGGGGUUUCCUGGCCUGUCAUGGAGGAGACAAGACCUUUGUCCCUUGUCCUGUGGACCUAACAGCACGUACUCAGCCUGUACCAGCGCGUGUCCUAACACAUGCUCCAGUCUCAACGAGGAGGCUAACUGUGUGGACAUCUGUGUGGAGGGGUGUGAGUGUAACUCCGGGUUGGUACUGAGUGGAGACUCGUGCAUUCAUCCCGAUGAGUGUGGAUGUCAGCGCAACGGACGGUACUUUGAGGUUGAUGACGUCUGGGGUGAACCAGGGAAUCUUCAAUGUACAUGCCAAAGUCGGGGAAGCAUUUCCUGCACCAGCAUAGCCUGUGAAGACGAGUUCAAAUGGGCCGUGCACGACUAUGAUUACAGAUGCUACUGCCCUCAUCAGCACCAAUGUACAGCUCCAGAGAAGCCGUCUGAUCUGACUUUGGUGACCACAAGCGAAACGACUAUAGCGGUGUCAUGGUCACCCUCAUUAUUCACAGACGGUUACCGUGUCAACGCUACAGCACUAGAUGGGCAUCUCGUGGGUAGAGGUUAUGACUGGAACCAGGAACAAUGUACAGCAUCAACGUCUACUCCUACCGAGGGUCAAGGGUCAGCAACGGAGCUGCAAAUGGACAGUUCGCAACAGGUACAGCAACCCGAAAAUUAA